AGCGGUGAUGGGACUAUUGUGUAGCAAUACACAUUUUGAAUAUUGUCAUGUUGCCGCCAGUAAGUCUGAAGUUGGUAUGCCUGCGAGCACCGCCUUGUGCGAAGGGAUGCCCGGAAAGUCCCCGGAGCGGCUUAGGGUCCGCCAUGGUCCAGGCCGGCAGUCGCGGUCGAGCCGAGGUGCAGUUAUCCACGUACAAAACAUCCUUUUUGGUGCAUCGGCCGGUUCGAACUUUGCAUUCUUUUUAUUUCUCUGUGCGCUACUUUGUUUAUUUUAUACCAUGCUGUGGAUUUCGGCCGUGACUCAAGAUUUUUCUUUCUCGCCGCUUUUAGGCAUAUUUUAACUUUCCUUUCCUUUUUGUAUAUUUUAUUUCUAAUUUGGUUUCCCUUUUUCUUUCUCGGGUUGUUGUAAUGUAAUUUUUUGUGUUGUUUACUGAGACCACGUGUUUUGGAGGUUAGUUACUUCUCCGUGUGAGUUACUUUUUCUUUUUCAGCAGUGAUAUUUCUCUUGAAGUGAAGUGUAUUUUGCGUGUGAUUUUGUUUCUUGUGCCGUGGAAUUGUGGAAUAUUUGUCUGUUUUUUCGGUCGUGUUACUUGACCACGUGUUUACUUUUCGAGCGUGUCUACUUAGUUUCCAAGUUUCACUAUGGCUCUUGCUUUGCCUCCGUCUCUUCAGCCAACGCUUUUGCCGUUUGAUCAGGAUUAUGUGGAAGAAUGGUUGAAUAAUGUUGAAGAAAUUUAUACUAAAUUUGGCGUCGAUCGUAAUGAUAUUCCAGUGUACAUCGCGUCUAAGUUACCAGAGUGCGCGUUGCCUUGCCAUGCAGAAAAUAAAAACAAAGGUUGGAAUGCCUAUGUUGCUGCUUUUAAAUUAGCGUUUGAUGUUGAACCAUGCUAUGAUUCUACUAGAGAACGUGUGUUGAACAUGAAACGAGGAGAAGAUGAGUCUCUCCGUAGCUUUGCUUUUCGAGUCCAGCACGCCGUGCGUCACUACAAAUCUGUGUUUCCCGAGCGUGAAAUUUGUUUAUUACUAUUGCAAUUAAUGUCCCGUGAACAUGCCGCGAUCAUGGCACGCCAUCCUUGCUCUUCUAUUUUAGAUUUUGUUAAAACUUUUGAGACUGUUAUGCAUCAGAAAGCUCUUGUGGAAAAGUCCUUGCCUCGCGCAGCCUCUGCUGCCGGCGCUAAUCCUGGGGUUCCCGCCCUGGGCGCACCCAGUGGCCGCAGCGCCAGUCCCGCGGAAAUUCCCGCGCGCGCCGCGUCCGACCCCUUCCCAGUUUGCAGUGUACCCUGCGUCCCCCGAUCCAUAUGUUCGUGGGCAUGGAUUUGA
Thrips palmi is the source of this 1319-nucleotide messenger RNA. RefSeq lists its product as uncharacterized. Lineage: Eukaryota; Metazoa; Arthropoda; Insecta; Thysanoptera; Thripidae. The coding region runs from base 642 to 1319 and encodes 225 amino acids. The transcript is spliced from 3 exons. The record is from RefSeq and is a predicted model, not a curated record.